This is a messenger RNA of Oppia nitens, 1511 nucleotides long. It is a transcript of the gene slim, whose product is annotated as kelch domain-containing protein 10-like. Gene Ontology annotation, biological process: positive regulation of stress-activated MAPK cascade. The transcript is spliced from 3 exons. Gene Ontology annotation, molecular function: protein binding. Bases 102 to 1466 code for a protein of 454 amino acids. The record is from RefSeq and is a predicted model, not a curated record. NCBI's taxonomy places the organism in Eukaryota, Metazoa, Arthropoda, Arachnida, Sarcoptiformes, Oppiidae.
UUUUUUUGUUGUUAAACAUGUGUUUGAUUUCAAUGUUAUUAUUAUUGUUAUUAAGAUAGCUAUCGCUGGCCACUAGUCAUACUCUCCCGCCGAUAAUAAUAAUGACGGACAGUGCCGGCAACUGCUUGGGUGGUAUCUAUAGCUUCAAACCGUUGACAUUUGUGGCCAUCGGCGGCGCCGGCGAAGGACAUAACUAUAAUGACGACGACCUGCAUCAGCACAGACAAUGGCCGCGACCACGUAGUGGACAUCGGAUGGUCAGUACGGACACUGAUUGCUAUGUGUUUGGCGGCUAUAAUCCCAAUCUCGACUCGGAUGACGAAGAUAUGAUAGCCGACGACCAUUUGUGGCGCCGAUCGCGACCACUGUUUCGCGAAUUGUGGCGCUAUUCGUAUCUGACGGCCAGUUGGUCGCGGGUCGAGCCGACCGGCGGUCGUCCGGCGCCACGUUAUGUGGCCUCACAUUGCGCUACACUUGUCGGCCAAACCUAUAUGUUUGUAUACGGCGGUACUGGCUAUCCGUUUGGUCACACAUCCAGCAAUAAACUCUAUGCCUACGAUCUAGCCGUCAAUAGGUGGCAAUCGGUGGCCGCCGUCGGCAACAAAGUGCAAGACAAUUCGCAUAUUGAUUGUCCGCAACCGCUGUACGGACAAGCGUUGACUGUUGACCAGCGAAACAAUUCGCUAUAUGUUUGCGGCGGUACCACUGGAUUUGAUUACAAGAUAGAUGUCCACCGAUUUGAUCUAAGCACCCGCCGCUGGUAUUGUCUGUAUCGUAAACCCGGCCAUAAAGUUGGCGACUUUCCCGUUGAACGCUAUCGACACGAGAUUGUCCACUAUUCGGGUCGACUCUAUGUGAUUGGCGGCGGAACUUCGGAAGAGUGUUAUUCGCUAUCAAUGAUCCCUGUGUUUGACAUCGCGACCGGUAAAUGGACUGAAGUACAAACCAAAUGCGAUCUGAAUGUUAUGAACGAACAGUUGAGUGGUUUCCCUGAAGCCCGUCGUUGUCACGGAUGUGUCCGUCAGUUGUUUACCGAUAACAACAGUGACGCCGACAACGACAACAACAACUGUAUAGUCUAUGUAAUCGCCGGUAUCGGUGACAACAACAAUGUCUUUGACGAUGUCUGGCGUCUGGAUGUCCGUCAACUUCAAUGGCAGCUUAUGUCCUGUCGAUUGCCUCGACGUCUAUACUUUCAUUCGGCUUCGGUAUCGCCCGACGGCCGACUAUCAGUGUUUGGCGGUGUAGUCGAUGCCAAUCAUACCGAGCGUACAAACGAGUUGUUAACUGUAUGGCUGCGCAUACCGUCACUGAAGACUAUAUCGUUGGAAGCGAUCUGUCAUUAUCUCCGUCGAAGUCAACCGCAAUCGCGCGGUACGACUACCGGCGCCGCCAUCGCUGUUGUUGUCGACGACACAUAUAUUCGCCAAUUUCUCAAUCAAUUGGGUAUUCAUAUAAGUCAUUAAAAAAUAUUUGAAAAUGAUAUGACUAUUACCAUAGUUUUUMUAACU